GUCCCAGCGCUGACAUGACCUCGCGCGGCGCUCGCCCGGGCCCAAGCUCCCGGCGUCCCGCGCAGUAGCCCCGCGAAGAGGCGGACUCGACGGUGCCGACCGCGCAGAAAAUCAGGCGGGCGGCAUGGAGGCGGCGCACCUGCUCCCGGCCGCCGACGUGCUGAACCGCUUCUCGGUGAGGGUCGAGAGCGGCCUGAGGCCGGAGCAGGUGUCUGGCGCGCGGGAGCGCUACGGCCCCAACGAGCUCCCGACUGAGGAAGGGAAGUCCCUGUGGGAGCUGGUGCUGGAGCAGUUUGAGGACCUCCUGGUGCGCAUCCUGCUGUUGGCUGCCCUGGUCUCCUUCGUCCUGGCCUGCUUUGAGGAGGGUGAAGAGACAGCAACAGCCUUCGUGGAGCCCCUGGUCAUCAUGCUGAUCCUCGUGGCCAAUGCUAUCGUGGGCGUAUGGCAGGAACGCAAUGCUGAGAGCGCCAUUGAGGCCUUGAAGGAGUACGAGCCUGAGAUGGGCAAGGUGAUCCGCUCAGACCGCAAAGGUGUGCAGAGGGUCCGUGCCCGGGACAUCGUCCCUGGAGACAUUGUGGAGGUGGCAGUGGGGGACAAAGUACCCGCUGACCUCCGCCUCAUCGAGAUCAAGUCCACCACACUGAGGGUGGACCAGUCCAUCCUGACAGGUGAAUCCGUGUCUGUGACCAAGCACACAGAUGCCAUCCUGGAUCCCAGAGCUGUGAACCAGGACAAGAAGAACAUGCUCUUCUCUGGCACCAAUAUCGCAUCGGGCAAGGCCCUGGGUGUGGCGGUGGCCACAGGCCUGCGCACGGAGCUGGGCAAGAUCCGGAGCCAGAUGGCUGCGGUGGAGCCGGAGCGGACGCCGCUGCAGCGCAAGCUGGAUGAGUUCGGGCAGCAGCUGUCCCGAGCCAUCUCUGUGAUCUGUGUGGCUGUGUGGAUCAUCAACAUCAGCCACUUUGCUGACCCGGCCCAUGGCGGCUCCUGGCUCCAUGGCGCUGUCUACUACUUCAAGAUUGCCGUGGCCCUGGCUGUGGCUGCCAUCCCUGAGGGCCUCCCGGCCGUUAUCACUACCUGCCUGGCUCUGGGCACACGGCGCAUGGCACGUAAGAAUGCUAUUGUGCGGAGCCUGCCCUCCGUGGAGACCCUGGGCUGCACCUCAGUCAUCUGCUCCGACAAGACCGGCACACUCACCACCAACCAGAUGUCUGUCUGCCGGAUGUUCGUGGUAGCCGAGGCCGAAGCAGGCUCCUGCCGUCUGCACGAGUUCACCGUCUCAGGCACCACUUAUGCCCCGGAGGGCGAAGUGUGA
Molecule: messenger RNA, 1312 nt
Organism: Leptonychotes weddellii (Weddell seal)
Lineage: Eukaryota; Metazoa; Chordata; Mammalia; Carnivora; Phocidae
Source: RefSeq, a predicted model, not a curated record